GCGCGCUUUAUCAUAAGUUCUGUCAUUGAAUCAACUGGUGUGGUUGCGAUUCCCCGGUUGUACGUGACAAGGAGUAGGGUCCGUUGUCCAGCUUCAUGGGUUUUCUCCGUGUCCUCCGGUUUCCUCCCUCUGCUAAAAAGCCUGAAGUGCAAGCGAAUUAUUGAAAUGACCUAGUUUGUGACGAGUGGAAGUUAAACCCCAUCUCUCUCACUUUCUCACUGGAAGUGUCUGUUGAUACAGGUAUUGUAGUUGGUAUAGAGGACGUUCUGGUGCCUGACUGUAACUCACAAGCUAGUAGUCAGAGUCCUUACGUAAGCAGGGGUUCCUAAAAGAGUACCGGAACUCAGUAUUAAUAGAAUUGCAUCUUUUAAUUCUUAUUACAUUAGAGAGGGGUUGGGUGGCCGAAUGAUUAGCAUGUGCGCGCUAUAUCAUAAGGCCUGUCAUUGAGUCAACUGGCGUGGUUUUCAUUCCCCAGUUGUACGUGACAAGGAGUAGGGUCGUCUGUCCAGCUUCAUGGGUUUUCUCCGGGUCCUCGAGUUUCCUCCUACUGCUAAAGACCCUACACGCAAGUGAAUUAUUAAAAUAACACUGAACCAUAUGUUAGUCUCGAAAUGACCUAGUUUGUUUCAAGUGGACAUUAAACCUCAUUUCUAUCUAUAUAUCUAUCUAUUACUUUAGAUUUAUGGCCUUCAAAAGAUUUCUUUUGAUCUUAGUAAAUAAGGUCGAAUGUGUUCCGUCCUUCAUGUUUCAAGCCAAAUCUGAAUGUGGGUUGAUUGUACAGGAUAUUAAUGUGUGAAUCAUUACAUGUUUAACAAAAGUUAAAAGAAAGACACAUACAUCAUGAAACAAAAGGAUGAGAAGAAAAAGAAGAUGAAGACAAGUAACAAGAGAUACCACAUUUUACAAACUUCUUUUAAAACUAAGACAAGUUUAAAAUCUUCAACAAGUUUAGUUGACACAAGUUCAAAUAGUGAUAUUACUGCACCGUUAAGAGGAUUAUCAGAACCCAACUAUUGGUCUAAUCUCGGAUUUAACGGUGAUGGCACACUUCAACUAGGUGACGUCACCUUAUGUCAACAACACAGGAUGAGUGACGGAGGUGAAGAUGAAGGCCAGGAAUGGUUAUAUGAAUUACUGGCUGAAGUUCAACUCGAGAAAUUUUUCUCUAAAUUACGAGAUGAUCUUCAAGUCACCAGGUUGACACAUUUUGAUUAUGUUAAAGUGGAGGAUUUAGAAAAGAUUGGAAUGGGAAAGCCGGCUGUUCGCAGAUUGAUGGAUGCCAUUAAAAAGAAAAAAUCUAUAAAGAAGAAGGGUAUAUUAGAUAAGUUUUUACCAGGUACAAAAACAAUAGAGAAAACAUCCACACGAAAACUAUCCACAUCUUCUGCUGCGAAAUCUAAUGAACAAAGUUUAACAUGUUUAAUAGAUCAGAAAUACCUGUACAUCUAUGGUAAACUCGGCAAUGGAUCAUUUGGUGUAGUUAGAAAAGGAGAAUGGGUCACUAAUUCACAAUCAAAGAAAGAUGUAGCUAUAAAGAUAUUAAAAAAUGAUGUUUUAGCUCAACCUGGUGCAUUUGAAGAUUUUGUAAAAGAAGUAAAUGCUAUGCAUACAUUAAAUCAUGUAAAUUUAAUACGACUAUACGGAGUUGUCCUCUCUUCACCUUUAAUGAUGGUGACAGAGUUGGCCGAGCAUGGAGCAUUGUUAAACAAAUUACGUGAAGAUGGUCAGAAGAUAUUAGUCUGUACAUUAAUAGAUUACGCUAUACAGAUAUCAAAUGGUAUGAGUUAUCUAGAAACUAAACGUUUCAUACAUCGUGAUUUAGCCUGUAGAAACGUACUACUUUCAGCUCAUGAUAAGAUAAAAAUAGGAGAUUUUGGUUUAAUGAGAGCUUUACCUAGUCAAGAAGAUCAUUAUGUGAUGUCAGAACACAAAAAAGUACCAUUUGCUUGGUGUGCACCAGAAAGUUUAAAAUCUCGUCAGUUUUCCCAUGCUACAGAUAUGUGGAUGUUUGGUGUAACACUAUGGGAAAUGUUUACGUAUGGUCAGGAACCAUGGAUGGGAUUAAAUGGCUCACAAAUAUUACAAAAGAUAGAUGUAGAUGGUGAUAGAUUACCUGAACCUAAUUACGCACCUAGUGCUAUUUAUCAACUUAUGACUCAAUGUUGGGCUGAAAAACCACAAGAUAGACCAUCGUUUAUACUCAUGAAAGAUUACCUGUGUGAGGUUCAGCCACCUGAAGUAAAAAGUUUACAUAAUUUUCAAGAGAAAGAUAAAUUGAAGAUAGAGGAAGGAGAUCAUAUUGUUAUUAUAUCGGGAAAACCUGAGAAUUAUUGGUGGAAAGGUCAGAAUAAAAGAACAACAGAAAUAGGAUUGUUUCCAAGACAGCUGGUAGAUCCACUCCGUAAACGAGCCAGUCAGGAUAUAAGUAAACCGUUAAAGAAUAGUUUUAUACAUGCUGGACAUGGAGAUGUUUUUGGUAAAACCUGGGGUGAUCCAUCUACUAUAGAUGAAGUAUAUUUAAGAAACCCCAUGGAUCCUCCAGAUAUAAGUGGUGAUGCCAAUGCAGGAUUAGAAGAAAAAUUACAAAUUAUCAACAAUAAAAAAGAAGCUAUGGAUGUAAAACAGUUUAAUUAUUCAAAGUUAAAGAGUGAAGCACCUCAAAAGAAUCCAAAGAGUCCAAAGAGUCCAAAAAGUCCAAGCAAGAAACGCCCACAUGCUCACAAGGCCACACCACUUGCUGCUGUUACUGGAAACCAAAGACCUCCACCACCUCAAGACAGGCGUAAUUUACGAGCUUCAACUAAGAGUACACGAUCACUGGAUGAUCGACCUUUGAUUGAUUUAUCUGAGGAAGUGGAAGACUCGAAAAUGAAAACAAACAAUAUGAAAACAACUCAUAGUACUUUGUCUCUCUUUGAUUCUUUGUUGUCAACGUCAAACGCCACUCAAUAUGGAAAUGUUGGCUUACCGAAACCCCUCUUAACAGACAGUCCUGCUGAUCCCUUCGAAGUUAAUCAGAGUUAUAAAAUGACCAGCUCGGCUUCGUCGGCUUACAGCUCAUCUUCGGAAGGAUCUUGGCACGCAACUACUAAUCAAAAUAUCACUACAUCUCAUUUUAUGCAGGAUGCAACCUGGCCCCGCAGUAAGUUCGAUCAUCCAGAUUUUAAUUCGCGAGUGAGAGUUUUGCCAACAAAUGUCGAAUCACGGACUCACACUGUUCACAAACCCAUCUCAAACAUUCCCAAAGAACCUUUUGGUGCAUCUGUAUCUAAUAAUAGCAACGGUAGUAUUUAUUAUUCUGUUCCUCCAUCCGAGGAUGAACUUUAUUCAAACACUCAAUCAAAUGUCUUGUCAAGACCACCAUUUCCAAUGGCUGAUGUGAUAACAGAAAGGGAAAGUAGAGUGGUGCAUAGUUACAAUAAAACAAGCGUGUCCAACAACCAGUCACAACUACCGUUACAAGUUAAGUUGCCUCCCCCUAAAAAAUCAGACUCUGAUAAAACUAACAAAGCAUUUGAUUGGAUAAAUGAUGAAUUAAGUCACUUUGCUCUGUCUCGUGUCAGGACAGAUGAGACCCCAUCUUCUAAAUCAGCAAUUCAAAGGCCGACAGAAACUUUGCCGCUUUACGACCAAGUACCAAAGGAAGAUCCACCCUGUUUGCCGCUUUAUGAUGAUCCCCCUCCCCUGCCUAAGUUUGACGAUCCUCCUUCCUUGCCUCCUCCAUAUGGUGACCCCCCUCCACUUACAAAGUUUGAUGAAUCGGUUUCUUAUCCACUAUAUGAUGACCCACCAGCUACGCCAACCUAUGACCAAGUACCCACAGAAACCCACAAUGGCACCAAUGUCAAUUAUUCUGAUAAUGUUGAUUGCAUGUCUUCCACAACCAAAAGUUACGAUUCUUUUGAUUCUGAUUUUGAUGAAGAUGAAAUGGACCAUGGAGUUGUAGCCAUGGCAGAAGUACCUGGGGUUUGUCCCCCUCCACUUCCUCCGAGAGACUAUGAAGAGAGUCACAAAAGACAUUUACCAAAAAUUUACCCAAUGGUGAAGGAUGGCAAGCAAUUAAGCCACACCCAUUAUUUUCUAAUUCCCGAGAGAGAGAAUCAGAGGCAGAGGUCACCACAACAGCCAGCUGUGACAGUAGAAGUUAAGCCAUUUCAUAUUGAAACAGGAAAAACCGUGCGAUGCCCUGAUCCAGUAAGAAAUUCAACAUAUCAGAAUGUUAAUUUAACUGCUACAAGCUCUUACAUAUCUAAAAGUUCGGAGAAUUUAACUGACAGUGGGUCGUACAGGUCACGCCCUUCUAAAAAUCAAUCAAUGGACACUGGGGUUUCAGCAUCGCAAUCUCUUGGCGUGGAUUCAAGAUAUUAUCACAGACAGGUAUCCGAACCCUCUUCGCGAUCGCAAUCGGGAAUGCCUGUCAGUCCAGCACGCGAGUGUCGAACUUUGCAAAACAAUAAAACAAAUUUUAUGAGUUCUUCGCCACGUGAUCGAAUUGCGACAGUUCAGAGUAGUGUUAUAGGUGUGACGGAUGAGGAGAGUCAUGCCGCUUUGUGUCACUGUCAUUGGGAUGUAUCAGAAGCCAUUAAAUAUCUGAAAGUAGAACAAUUAUUUCGUCUGGGAUUGGCGCCUAGACCUCACUGUGAACAACUGUUGGAAACUUUACACUGGAAUCUGGAGUUAGCUAGUUCCGUUCUCUUAGAUAAAUUUAAUGGUCAAGUUUCAAUAGAAUCGGCAGUGUAGUGUUAUAAACAAAAAAAAAGAAACUUGUGUUUUUGUAUGUGGAGAUUUGAUUAAUGUUAAAAUAACACAAAAACAGCUUUAUGGAUAACAAUCACUAGUUAGUUCCGUUUUCUUAGAUAAAUUUAACGGUCAAGUUUCAAUAGAAUCGGCAGUGUAGUGUUAUAAAGAACAAAAAAAAACCUUAUGUUCUUGUAUGUGGAGAUUUGAUUAAUGUUAAAAUAACACAAACACAACUUUAUGGAUCACUAGCAACUUUAAUAGUGGAUUAAUAUUAGAUUGUGAUGUUAAAUCAUAAAGUUAUAUGUUAUAUGGUUGUCUGCUAGGCAAACAUUCUAAUUUCGGAAAGACACAGUGUUACAGACAAUAACAAAGUGUUUAAAAAUAUGGUGUUAUCAUCAUCGACAUGAUUUUUAUUCUGGGCAAAUCAUUUAAAUGUUUCUUAAACUCAGAAAAAAAAUUAUUUAUUCAAAGGUGUAAGAUAAAUUGUAGACAAAAGGUAGAAGAAUAUUUAUAAAAGUAUAUUAUUCUAUAAACAGUUUAAUUUCUGUAUAAUUUAUAUUAAAAUAAUGUUAUAUUACGAUUAUCUUCUAUAUACAUAUAAUCCAAGAUUAUGUAUUAUUUACAUACAGUGAACAUUAACACAUAAUUUUUACCCCACUACAUUUCAGUCUAAACACAUGUCUUUAUUGGUCUCAUUCAGUAACAUACAGUGUGUGAUUGGUCAACUUUAAAUCUGAAGACCAAUCAAAACCGGUGAAAGGGAAAAUAAAACAAGGUUUUGAAGUAUUCUAAAAGCUCAUUAGGGGAUUCCUCUUUUGAGAACUGGUGUCUCAAACAUUUGAUUGACUAUUGGCUAUAUUCUAGGCCUAGGGUAUUAUUAUGCUUACAUCAUGCAAUUUUCUUAAACUGUCUUUAAUUAUCACAUGGAGUGAUGUAAAAUUGAACAUCAUGUUUUGAUUAGAUUGUGUCUCUCUAUUUGAUGAGUUAGCUGUGAACAGAUCUAUUGGGUACUGUUUAGAUAUUGAGAGGUCUUGUUGUUGAGUUAGCUGUGAACAGAUCUGUUGAUCGGUACUGUUUAGACAUUGAGAGGUCUUUUUGAUGAGUUAGCUGUGAACAGAUCCGUUGAACGGUACUGUGUAGAUAUUGAAAGGUCUUGUCUAUUUUCAGACUGGAUGGGGAGAUAAGGCCCGGAGUUCACAAAUCUUUCUCAGACUUUAGUUAAGAAUUUACCCAAAAUUGUAUAGCCCUUUAUAAAACUUUUGUUGUUUUAGUGUAUCAAAUACAUCAAUAAGAAACUUAACUAUGUGCAAAUUUUUGCGUUUCUGAAUCAAGACAUUUUUCAAACAGUGAUUGAAAGUUGAGUAAAUACUUAACUAAAAUCUGAGAUUAUUUGGGGGCCAGGUCUGUUUGGGGAGGAGAAUAGGCCGGUUAAGGAGGUCAUUUCCAUAUUGAACAAUCAUUUAUGGGGAAUUCAGGGUAAGAGUUAAGGGGAGGGGGAGUGUUAGGGUUACCUACCCAUACCCCUGAUCUUUUGAUUUUUUUUAACUUGGCUUGUUGGAAUUACAGACGUCCCUGUCUGACAUGAACAUUAGAUUCUCCCAUAUUCGAGAGGUUAGCGUGUAUUUGUGUUUAUAAUUGUUUAAUUAUCCAGGUAAAAGUGAUGCACCUGCAUGUAUUGUUAUGUUAAUAUUGUAAUCAAUAGCCUUAGAUAUCAUUGUUUUUUAUAUAUAUAGUGUACAUAAUCUGUAUAUUAAAUAGGUUAGUUAUUUUGUAUAAAUUGUAUAUUAAAGAGAUAAAUAUGGUCAUAUAUAUGUGAGUGGCCCUGUUAUACGCAGAGGGUCGUUGAACAAGAUAUCACUGUAGUUAAACUUUAAGCAUUAAUCAAUGUACCAGAACCCAGGCCCCGAGUUCACAAAGCAUUCUCAGACGUAAGUUAAGAAUAUACUCAAAAUUGUUUGCCUUAUUUUAACUAAAUAUAGCCCUUUAUAAAAAUUUUGUCGUUUUAAUGUAUCAAAUCCACAAAAAGAAACUGUGUGCAAAGUUUUGUGUUUCUGAAUCAAAGAUAUUUCUCGUAAACAGUGAUUGAAAGUUGAGUAAAUUCUUAACUUAAAUCUGAGAAUGCUUUGUGAACUUGAGGCCUAAUGUACUUUAUAUAUUCUGACUGCAGCUGGCUGCCAUUUAGACUACUAAUAUUGGCUGUGUUAUGCACAAGAUUUCAGUGGGUGUGAUUGGAAAGAAAACAUAAAAACAAAUUAUAUUCAGACAGAGCCUCAGUGUAACACUAUAAUUGAAAUGAGACAAACUCUAGAUGAAGAUGUCUUGUGUAUAUUUUAACUUAAGUCUCAAAAUGCUUUGUGAACUCGGGGGCCUGGUUUCAAUCAUAUUUACAAGUCUUGACUGACUAGCAGUGAAAUUUGUCUGUCAGUCAAUUUAUAUGUCAUGAAAUUAAAAUUUUAAAGAAUUUAUCCAUAAAACACAAAUCCAAAAUGCACCAUAAAUGUUUAACAAUACAAUCAGGUCUUACUCUCUCAUUAAAAUCUUGUUUGCUUAAUCAGGGAAUAAUUAAUAAUAUUCUGUCUAAUUUAUUCUUAAAGCUACGCUGUUAGUGUUUAUUUGUUGUGUAAAAAUCAUGAACACUUGUGAAAUAUAUCUGUCAUUUAUUGUAUAUUAAUAUUGUUUACCAUGCUAUCAAGAUUCAUGAAGAUUGGUGCAAAUUUGAUAGUAUAUUUAAAUGAAACUGCCAGGUCGUCAAAAUUAGCCAUUUAGUUUCUGAAAUCAUGUAUAAAUGAAUAUUUAUUUUUGUGUAAAACAUAAUUUUGAAAUUUAUAAAUGUCCUGUUUUGUAUUGUUUAAAUGAUUUUUAGUAAUUGAACUGGAUAUACACAGAACCCAAUAUAUAGUAAUUGAACUGUGUAUACACGGGACCCAAUUCUUAGUAAGUGAACUGGAUAUACACAGGACUCAAUUCAUAGUAAUUGCACUGGAUAUACAUAGGGCCCAAUAAAUGGUAAUUGAACUGGAUAUACGCAGAACCCAAUUAAUAGUAAUUGAACUGUGUAUACACAGGACCCAAUUCUUAGUAAGUGAACUGGAUAUACACAGGACUCAAUUCAUAGUAAUUGAACUGGAUAUACAUAGGGCCCAAUAAAUGGUAAUUGAACUGGAUAUACACAGGACCCAAUUAUCUGGAAUACAUAGAAAUGUGUCCUAUGUUGAUUGUAUUGAUUGAUUGCUUUGUCACAAGAAGUCAAUUUAUGGAUUUAUGUUGAUUAUGUUAGGUCCUAUGACUCCAAUGUUAGUAAAGGCACUGUUAAUGUUCUUUGGAAUACCUAGAAAUGGGUUUUAUGUUGAUUACAUAUGUUGGAUCCUACAUGUAUGUUAAUCAAGGCGCUGUUGAUGUUCUUUGUAAUUUUUAUUAAAGUUUAACAAAAUAGCCUUGAUUGUUACAUGUUAUCAAAUAUUUACUGCCCAUCAUAAAGUAUGUUAUAGAAAUAUUGGUUAUUUUUAUAAAUACAUGUAUUAUCUGGAUAUAUAUAUAUAAAUUUAAUUUAUUUAAAAACUACCACAAUGUUAUCUAAUCGCAUUAUGUUAUAUUGGAUAUUGCUUUAUUGCUUGCCUUUAAUCUAGCAUUAAUACUACAACAUCAAAUAUAUGCUGGUUGCAUACACAGGGAACAUUUGUUGCUAAAGAUUUACGACUGUUUGUUCCAAUUGGUUGUUGAAGAUUGGUUAUAUAUUUGAGUAUGUAAUAGAAAUAGAAGGAAUUGUAAAGUAACUGUUUUUAGCUUUUGUUAAUUAGCAGUAAUUUAUUAAAAGCUGGCUAGCCUAUUAGAAUUUUGGUACCAACAUUGAGACACAUGUAUUAAUAAUCUUAUUAUUCUUAAAAUAGGCAUGUACUAACAAAAAAAUGACCCUUUACAUCAGCCUGUGAACUGGUCAAUGGUUGGCUUGUUGUUGUUAUUGGCAUUUGUUGGUCGGCAACAUGUAAAGUGUAAAUUGGGCAGAAUAGACCCUUGUCUUAAGAUUAGGUCCUGCUUAUACUCAAUCUGAUUAGAACACAGAUCCUAUUUCGUUUCGUUUUUUAUAGUUCAAAAUUUCGUUUUACUUGUCUUUACUACACUAGGACAUGGAAGAGUUGUUAUAUUACCGGCGUUUUGGUUGAAGUGAGGGAUUAACCAGUGAAACGAUCUGUUAAGGCGACUUCUUGGCGUGCCAUGCACGGAACUAUGGGUAAACCACUAGAAACGUCAACGCUGAUUGAUUAAUCAAUGUAUGACGUCAUAAGGUCAACAUCCCCUCGUACGAACCCUGACACGACCUUCGAGUACAACUUGUCAGAUCUUCAUGUAGUGUAGGGCAUUGAAAUUAUAAAAAAAACGAAACGAAAUAUAGAUCUGUAUCUUAAUCAGAUUGGCUCAUACUUUUUGCUGCUUUUUUAUUGACAAUGGUGAUAUAUUGACUGUUGAUGUGAUUUAAUUACACUUAUUACAUAAUUAUGGUUAAUGUAGUAAUUGUUCAUGUAAAAAUAUGUUAAUGUAAUCACCUUGUAUAUCUUUAUUAAAUCAUCAGGAAGCUUAUAUUGUUUAUUACAUUAUUACAUUAAUUAUUAUUAUAUUUCAUCAUUGGGAUUUUUUUCUAUUUAGGCCAUAUUGAUCACCUGUGUGUAGUUAACUUGUAAGUUGAGAAAUAUAAAAAUAAAAUUAUUAAAAAAUUCAAA
Messenger RNA from Patella vulgata (common limpet), 9455 nucleotides. RefSeq names its product activated CDC42 kinase 1. NCBI's taxonomy places the organism in Eukaryota, Metazoa, Mollusca, Gastropoda, Patellidae. Gene Ontology annotation, biological process: protein phosphorylation. Bases 841 to 4740 code for a protein of 1299 amino acids. The record is from RefSeq and is a predicted model, not a curated record. The transcript is spliced from 14 exons. Gene Ontology annotation, molecular function: ATP binding; protein tyrosine kinase activity; protein binding.